GGAGGAGAGGCGCAGGCGGAGCUUCGCAGUCGCGGGGCAACUGAGGUUGAGAAGUGGAAAAGGCUCGCGCGUGGUCCAGUUAUGGCCGGCCCGGGCUUGGUGGCGGGCGAAGUCGCCGUAGACGCGCUGCCCUACUUCGACCAAGGCUAUGAGGCGCCGGGCGUCCGGGAGGCGGCCGCGGCGCUGGUGGAGGAGGAGACGCGGCGCUACCGGCCUACCAAGAACUAUCUGAGCUACCUGCCUACGCCGGACUACAGCGCUUUCGAGACUGAAAUCAUGAGAAAUGAGUUUGAACGUCUAGCAGCUCGACAGCCCAUAGAAUUGCUGAGCAUGAAAAGAUAUGAGCUGCCUGCACCCUCCUCUGGGCAGAAGAAUGACAUUACAGCAUGGCAGGAAUGUGUUAAUAACUCAAUGGCUCAGCUGGAACACCAAGCAGUUCGAAUUGAAAAUUUGGAGUUGAUGUCUCAGUAUGGUUGCAAUGCCUGGAAAGUAUAUAAUGAGCAUUUAGUCCACAUGAUUGAACAGGCACAAAAAGAGCUGCAAAGUUUAAGGAAACACAUCCAAGACCUUAACUGGCAGCGGAAGAACAUGCAACUUACAGCUGGUGCUAAACUUCGGGAAAUGGAAUCUACAUGGGUGUCCCUUGUCAGUAAAAAUUAUGAGAUUGAACGAACUAUUGUGCAGUUGGAAAAUGAAAUUUCUCAAAUUAAGCAGCAACAUGGAGAGGCAAAUAAAGAAAACAUCCAGCAAGACUUCUGAGUUUUGCUUUAGUCUUUUGUUGCCCAAUGCAACAUUGCCUGAAGCCUGUGCAUGACUGAAGAUCUUGAUUUCUCUAUGUGUAUAAUGAUACAGAAGCCAUCAUCUGUAUUAAUUGAUUCCUGAACUUUAGCUCAAACUGAUUGCAAAGUCCAAACUUCUUCAGAAGAUUUAUUAAUUUUUCAGAUUUUUAGCAUGAGGGUUGUGGGGGGAGGGAUUUAUUUUUAUGAAGGAUUGUAUCUUUUUUUAAAAGGAAUAUAAAAAUAAAAAAAAAUCAAUGUAAUCUUCUAGCAAGAACAAAGCAUUGCAGUUGAAAAAUCCUAUGGCAAAAUUUAUGUUGCCAAUGAUGAUCAAAAAUACUUUCAAAUGUCACAAAGCAAUUAGCAAGAUCUAGAAAAUGGAAUAAUUUACUUAUAUUUUAUAUUUGCUCUUGGGCAAAAAAAUGGAUUACAGUAUGUGUGUAUUGUAUACAAAUAUGCAUAGUGGCAGCAAAUACCUUUGUUCUAAGUGUCAAGUUUAUAUAUCAGAUUAGUCAAAAUGGUAUAAUGGGAUUUUUCAUGUAUUGUUACUUAGGGGAUGUGGGACAUUGCUCUGGUUAUUUAAUUUGAAAUACAGUAAACCUUUGGUUUAAUAGAGCUUGGUUUUGCAGACUGCAGAUACAAUGGACACAUUUUGUGUUUGAACUUCACCCUAUUUAAUGGACUAAUGUCCUUCAAAUCAAGGUUUUGGUUUUACUGCAAAUGAUGUCAUUCAUAUCGGUUAUACAAUUACACAAAUGAUGUAAAUUGAAAUAGACUUAACAGAUACCUCUUC
Messenger RNA from Python bivittatus (Burmese python), 1569 nucleotides. The record is from RefSeq and is a predicted model, not a curated record. Lineage: Eukaryota; Metazoa; Chordata; Lepidosauria; Squamata; Pythonidae.